AUGCUUCGACAGAAAGUUCGUAUAAUAUCAGCUGACACUGUGCGCCUGAGACUACUAGAAGAACAGGCCUUACUCAAACAACAAGAAGUUGUUCAACUCCGUGGAACAGUCGAACGGCUGCGUUCACGAUAUGAAGCAGAAGCCAAUACGGAUCGUCUGAAAUGCGACUUUCAUGACGCAACGACCUCGAUACAUCGACUAAGAACGGAGAUUCUGACUGUCCUUGGCUGCGACACGGUCGAUGAUCAAUGUGUGAAGGCAAUCACAACGAACGAAGCGAAAUACUUUUGGUCUUUUGUGGAUAAUGUGAAAUCAGCUUCCAAAAGGGCCAAGAAAGUUUCCAAAACUUACACACGGGAGGCAUACAUCGCGACGCUUGGAACCACAAAACCGACAGCGACGGAAUGGGGCUGA
This is a messenger RNA of Lentinula edodes (shiitake mushroom), 414 nucleotides long. RefSeq lists its product as uncharacterized. Lineage: Eukaryota; Fungi; Basidiomycota; Agaricomycetes; Agaricales; Omphalotaceae. The transcript is spliced from 4 exons. The record is from RefSeq and is a predicted model, not a curated record. Bases 1 to 414 code for a protein of 137 amino acids.